UUUUCACCUUCUGGUAACACUGAUUCGGAUCGCGACUGUUCAACAAGUUAACAAGAUUUGUUGCAGGUUUCAUUUAAAAUGUAGUGGUUUGUUUAUGUUUUUAAGUUUAAACAAGUGGUGGACAAGUGUUGUUUAUAAUGUACGUUAAAGUGGAUAAGUGAUAAGUGAUUUGUUUAACGUAUUUUGCCAUCUACUUAUUCUUCAAAGUUGCUCUUGCGGCAUUUAUCCUGACUUAACGAGGUCAGUCCAACACAAAGAGCCAACAGAUAAAGGACAACCAGAAGUGAAAACUCUAUCAAAGAAACCAUUUUAGUCAUACGAACCGCUUUAUCCAUUAAAUCAGAGCAGUAAGCACAAAGAGUUGGCCUGGCCGAAAACCACAAGCACCAAAGACAGGAGGAGGACCGGAGGACGGGGAAGGGUGGCUGGCACAAUAGACAAAGUGUAUCAAUUAUAAUACGGGCCCAAAGCGAAGGAUCCGCAGCGAGAGGCGAAAAGGGGAGGGGAAGCGGUGGAGCCAGGUUCCAGGAGCCAGAAAAAGGGUUCCAGGAGAAAAAGCUAUAACGGAGAGAAAAAGUGCAGGGGCAACCACAUUCACACACAGAGCCAUGUUGGCCACGACAAGUACAACCACAAUUACCUCGGAUCCGGGCAUACUCUGUUUCCAUCACUGCAACGUGAAAGUUUUCUGCUUCACUUUGCCGCACACUUGUCCCCAUUGCAGUGCCCCACUGGACGCGGAUGCGGAUGAGGAUGCCACUGCGAAUGCGAAUGCGAGUGUGGAUCCAAGUGGGGAACCAGAGAGGGGCGGACCACGCCUCCUACCCUUCCGCCUGCCAUAUCCCUUUGUGCGGGCCACACAGCAUCCCUGCGCCAUUGUCCUGCGUCCUUCCACCGGCGACUUCCUCAACGAUUACAGCAACGCCACCGAUUUGCAUAUCGCAGUGACCACAUCCGGCGGCGACAUCGUGGAGUUCGAUCGCUUUGGCCUGCGCCGCCAUCGGCGGGAAGAUAAUCCGGCGGAGUGGCGGCAGUCGCUGCUGGUGGGCGAUGUGCCGGAGCCGUGGCACGACUUUUGGGACGAGGUCCUGCAGCAGAUCUGCGCCCAAUCCGUGCGGUGGUCCAUAGCCAGCUACACGGAGGAGAGCCACAACUGCUACGCCUUCGUCCUGGCCUUCCUGCAGGCCCUCGGUCACGCCCACUUGAGCGAGGCGGCCCGCAGCAAGACCGCCUUCUGCGAGCAGUGCAUUGUUCCCCGGACGACGACGGCGGGCAAGUACAUCUCGCUGUAUCGCAAAAUCCGCAGGAGCGGCGUCUACGUCCAUCGGCAGCAGCCGAAGAAUCGUAGCAAGCCGACAUCCUCCACUAACUCGAGUUCCUGCUCCUCGGAUGUCUGCGAUGCGGCGAUGGGCAGCCAGAAAAAGGUCUCAAAAAAAGGAUACUCAGGGAGCAGUAUUGCCGGAAUCGCAUCGCGUCCACGGCCCACUCUUUGCACCAUCGAGGAGUGAUUGGAUCCCCAAGGACACUUAAGGAUAGAACCUUGCUAAUUUCAGUUCUUUGAAGUGAAUAAAUGUAGUUGAUCUUAAAUAAAUAGUAAAAACAUGUCAUGUACAUGUA
Drosophila ficusphila is the source of this 1617-nucleotide messenger RNA. RefSeq names its product MKRN2 opposite strand protein. The record is from RefSeq and is a predicted model, not a curated record. The transcript has 7 exons. The coding region runs from base 609 to 1508 and encodes 299 amino acids. Lineage: Eukaryota; Metazoa; Arthropoda; Insecta; Diptera; Drosophilidae.